AUGAAACAGAGAUUUGAAGAUGGAGAAAUUGAUGGGUUCUUGAUUGGCGAUUCGGAAUAUCCUUGUCUGCCCUAUCUAAUGACACCUCUGCUCAAUCCAGGAAACGCUGCCGAAAACAGAUAUAACCGCGCUCUCUGUUCCACGAGAAAUGUAGUUAAAUGCAUGUUUAGAAUGUGGAAACGAAGAUUUCCUUGUUUAACAUAUACUCUCCGAUUCAAGAAGUUACAAACAUCUCUAGCAGUGAUUGUAGCAACUGCUGUAUUGCAUAAUAUUGAUAUCAGUGAAAGAGAACCCAAUUUGGACGAUGACAUUGAAGAUCCGCAACCUCCACUUCAGAUCAACAGAGAACAAAACGGACGUGGAAAUGCUGUCAGACGGGCUCUUAUUCAACAGUAUUUUGCCUAA
Molecule: messenger RNA, 405 nt
Organism: Gigantopelta aegis
Lineage: Eukaryota; Metazoa; Mollusca; Gastropoda; Neomphalida; Peltospiridae
Product: putative nuclease HARBI1
Exons: 1
Coding region: 1-405 (134 amino acids)
Source: RefSeq, a predicted model, not a curated record